Messenger RNA from Babesia microti strain RI, 663 nucleotides. RefSeq lists its product as hypothetical. NCBI's taxonomy places the organism in Eukaryota, Apicomplexa, Aconoidasida, Piroplasmida, Babesiidae. The record is from RefSeq and is a predicted model, not a curated record. Bases 1 to 663 code for a protein of 220 amino acids. The transcript is spliced from 2 exons.
AUGGGUACAUAUUUGGGCUUUACUGUUAGGAACAAAUAUAUAGCCUAUUGUGCCAUUAGAAACACUAGUAUCAGCAAGAUAGGAAUUUUGCAGCUAAAUAGCGCAAAUAUUCACGGUGAUAUUGCCACAACCUGUCAAUUGUUAAGGGUUAAGUUGCUAGAUUCCACAGUUUUAACGGCCAUUGAAUCCAAACUUAAUAGGGCUAAUCAGUUGGAUAAAGCAAUUGAAAGAUGUAGAAUUGCUACCAUCCUAGAAUGCCAAGUCAAUCAAACCUUCAAUACCAAAACCCAACAAAUAGACCCUGUUCAAGUUAGAAAAUCUGUCUCUAAUGCCUACAAAAUUAAAAUCAUCUCCAGGGAAGAUCUGCAUAAUUUUGUUGCUAAAAAUAUACCAAGCUUUCCCAUACUAGAUAAACCCGAAUUUAACCAGGGAUUGAGCGAUGCCUGGGCCAUAUCAUACUAUUUAAGUUCGCAACAACGCAAACAACAAAUGAUGAAUGACCCUAAAACAAUUGAACGUCUGGGAAACCGAUUAGAAAAUGACCGAAUAAUAGCCACCAUCAGAAGAUCGAUUGGAUUGGAAACAGACGAACAGGUUAUAACAAAUCUCAAUCAAAUUAUCGAAUCAAGACGCCAAAAACUCUUUGAUAAGUGGCUUUCAUGA